Molecule: messenger RNA, 1718 nt
Organism: Balaenoptera musculus (blue whale)
Lineage: Eukaryota; Metazoa; Chordata; Mammalia; Artiodactyla; Balaenopteridae
Gene: TIGD6
Product: tigger transposable element derived 6
Exons: 2
Coding region: 144-1718 (524 amino acids)
Cellular component (GO): nucleus
Molecular function (GO): DNA binding
Source: RefSeq, a predicted model, not a curated record
AAGCUGCGGCCGCCCACGGUGGACGCCCUCAGCCCCAGGGCAUUGCCGUAGGGCGUUCAGUUUUCCUCACUUGUGGCAAAACAAGCCAAGAGGAGGAACAGACACAGCCCUGGUAGUUGUGGUCCAGCCCUCAUUCUACAGAUAUGGCAAACAAGGGGAACAAGAAACGUCGGCAGUUCUCCCUAGAGGAGAAAAUGAAAGUUGUGGAAGCUGUGGACUCAGGCAAGAGGAAAGGCGAUGUGGCAAAAGAAUUCGGUAUCACUCCUUCUACUUUGUCUACAUUCUUAAAGGAUCGUGCUAAAUUUGAAGAAAAGGUGCGGGAGGCAUCUGUGGGACCCCAGAGGAAAAGGAUGAGGAAUGCUCUUUAUGACGACAUUGAUAAGGCUGUUUUUGCUUGGUUUCAAGAAAUCCAUGCCAAAAACAUUCUCGUGACUGGUUCUGUCAUUCGGAAAAAAGCACUAAACUUGGCCAACAUGCUUGGCUAUGACAAUUUUCAAGCAAGUGUGGGCUGGCUGAACAGAUUUCGGGAUCGCCAUGGAAUUGCUUUGAAAGCAGUCUGUAGAGAGGAUAGUGACAGAUUAAUGAAUGGUCUAGGAAUAGAUAAGGUUAAUGAGUGGCAUGCAGGGGAAAUUAUAAAACUAAUUGCUGACUACAGCCCAGAUGAUAUCUUUAAUGCUGAUGAGACAGGAGUGUUUUUCCAGUUGCUUCCCCAGCACACACUUGCUGCUAAAGGGGACCAUUGUAGAGGGGGCAAGAAAGCAAGGCAGCGGUUGACAGCACUCUUUUGUUGCAAUGCUUCAGGGACUGAAAAAAUGAGACCAUUGAUUGUUGGUAGGUCAGCCAACCCACGCUGCCUCAAGAAUGUCCAUUCCCUCCCUUGUGACUACCGAGCCAACCAGCAGGCGUGGAUGACACAGGAUCUCUUUAAUGAGUGGCUGAUGCAAGUGGAUGCCAGAAUGAAGCAGGCAGAACGCCGGAUCCUCCUGCUGAUUGACAACUGCUCCGCUCACAACAUGCUUCCACGCUUGGAAAGGAUUCAGGUGGGGUAUCUGCCCUCAAAGUGUACUGCCGUCUUGCAGCCACUGAAUCUUGGCAUAAUUCAUACCACAAAAGUGCUGUACAGGAGCCACCUGCUAAAACAGCUCCUCCUCAAGCUCAACAGCAGUGAAGAUCAAGAAAAAGUAGACAUCAAGCAGGCCAUUGACAUGAUUGCCGUGGCAUGGUGGUCAGUCAAGCAGUCCACAGUGGUGAAAUGCUGGCAGAAGGCAGGAAUCGUCCCUGUGGAAUUGAUAGAUUCUGACGCAGAAGCAGCAGCCAGUGAACCAGAUAUUGCCAUUGAAAAGUUGUGGCACUCAGUGGCUAUUGCCACCUGUGUCCCAAAUGAAAUAAAUUUCCAGGACUUUGUCACUGCAGAUGAUGAUCUCAUCAUCUCUCAGGAGCUGCUGGACACAGAGGUCAUCCAGGACAUGGUGGCUGGUGAAAGUACUGAUGAAGCUGGAAGUGAAGAUGAGGGGGAGGCAUCUUUACCACAGCAGCCAAAAGUCAGCAUCACAGAGGCCAUCUCAAGUGCACAGAAACUUAGAUGGUUCCUUUCCACUUGUGUAGGUGUUCCUGAUGCCAUUUUUGGACAGCUAAAUGGCAUAGAUGAAUAUUUAAUGAGAAGAGUGUCACAAACUCUUGUUGAUUCCAAAAUUACAGAGUUCCUCCAAACAAAAUAA